Messenger RNA from Manduca sexta (tobacco hornworm), 4857 nucleotides. RefSeq names its product protein phosphatase 1 regulatory subunit 3C (gene Gbs-70E). The record is from RefSeq and is a predicted model, not a curated record. Gene Ontology annotation, biological process: regulation of glycogen biosynthetic process. The transcript is spliced from 3 exons. Gene Ontology annotation, molecular function: glycogen binding; protein phosphatase 1 binding. Gene Ontology annotation, cellular component: protein phosphatase type 1 complex. The coding region runs from base 387 to 1244 and encodes 285 amino acids. NCBI's taxonomy places the organism in Eukaryota, Metazoa, Arthropoda, Insecta, Lepidoptera, Sphingidae.
UUUAAAAAAAUAGUGCAGUAACCAUGUCCACGGGGCAGGAUGUGUUGCUUGCACUUUAAUUUUAAGUUAAAUAUUAUCGGUAAUAAAUAAGUAUAAUUAAAUUAUAAUUAAAAAAAACUACGAUCCUAGUGUAAGAUAAAUGAUAAUUAUACAUUGUAUUCUUAGGUAAAAUAUUACAUUUAAUACUUUUUAUAUACUUAUAUGUUACAAUUAUUAAUACUUAUGAAUAUUUUGUAUUAAACAAAUAACGAAAAAAUAAACAGUGUUAACGAAACCCAGCUACCAUUAAAUGAAACAACAACUGAAACAGCAAAUGCAUCUAUUUACAACAUUCUAAGUGGCUUUUUGAAGUUCCUGUGUGGAGCCAUCGUUUUAAUAUAAGAAGAAUGUGCGCCGCGAUCGACAUGCUAGCGUCAGAGCAGCUGUUCUACGGGCACAGCCCGCCGGCCGGCUUCCUCACCGAUUAUUCAGCGCCUGUCAGGAGACCAACGAAGAUUACCACAAGAGGUUUCUCCGCACCAUGCUUAGCAACUCUCAAACCUCUACAAUUAACAUUGAAGUCGGCGCCACGUUCCUGCAUAAAAAUAUCGACGGAGAAGAAAAAAAAGAAGGUGGUUUUCGCGGACGAUCGAGGAUUCGCCCUCGAGCAAGUGAAGUUUAUGACUGAACCGUCCCACGUGCCGCCGUACUGGGCCCUGAAAGUGGUGUCCAGUCCAUCACCAGAGAGAAAGCCGCCUCCCGCUCCUAUCGUGGACUUGUGGGAGUCGAGAUUCGCUCAACCGGCAUCGGAUUACGUUGAAUUCCGUAGAAGAAUUACCCAAGACUGCGUCACUUUGGAAAAUGUCAUCAUUAAACAAAACGAAUGUGCUGUUGACGGGACGGUGAAAGUUAAGAACCUGGAUUUUGGAAAGGAAGUGUUUGUGAGAGCUUCAUCUGACGGCUGGACAACUAGUGAGGACACUUACUGCGCGUUUGUGGAGUCGGGGCCCCUGGGACCUAACGGGACCUCGCUCUACGAUACCUUCGGAUUCAGACUGCAACUGCCCAUCCACUCUAGAAGACUUGAUUUUUGUGUCUGCUUCAGAUGCAAAGGAAGUGAAUACUGGGACAAUAACAAAGGCCAUAACUACACUAUAGAGAAAUCGUCAGUCAGGAACACUCCUGGCGUUUCUUGCGCCAGGAUAAAGUACGGGAACUCUUGGACGUCGAGGUCAGAUUCUACGGGGAACACGCCUUAUUGGUGAAACUAUACUAUUGUGUUAAGUGCCAUUACCCAUGUGCCUUAUUCUUCGUUAGCGAAGAGAUUGGUGCCAAGUAAGUUGAAAGAUCUUUUCUAUUUUCAAUUAAGGCUUAUAAAAGAGUUUUAGUUGAAGAUUUGAACUGCUGUAUUGCUUGUUCAGCAGUCUCACUUUGACUGACGUCAAUUUAUCUGUCAAGUUUGAGAGACGAAUUUUUGGAAGCUUGUUGCAUUUCGAGCAUUCGUUAAGACUUGAGCACUAGAAGUAAUUUUGAAAUACAAAUUAAUCUUUAUAAAUAUUGAAAUUCACCUUACAUACAACAUAAUAUGUUAAUAUAACAGCAACUUGAUUCACUACGACAAAAAGAGAAUUAAUUAACAUUUGUUAUUUAUGUAAAUAUAAUACAUAACACAUUGCUAGGUAUCUUAUCGGGUGCAAAAUGCGCACAUUUUAUUAACUUUUACCAUUGGAUGUGCAUCUGGGUACAAUAUAAGGCAACGAAUACGUUGUCUGUAUAUAAGGCGGUCAAGACCAGCUCCAUAAUGCCCAGUUAAAAAAAAACUACUGCUAUAAUAUAUAACGAAAAAGGGGGCUUCGAAGACAAUAAUUUUUGCAUCCGAUAUUUUUCUACUCUAUGUCAUCAUCAUCAUCAUCUCAGCCACAGGAAGUCCACUGCUGAACUCUACUCUAUGUAAUACCUACCAACUUCUAAAACAAAAUUUUAUAAUCUAUAUCCCGCCUUUACACUUGUGGUAGCUGUAAAAUAUGAUGUUUCUCUAUCAGGAGUUGCGUACUUCUAACAUCCCGCAGCCGCAUAAUGGGUAACAGCUUCCCACCGACUACAACAGAACGCUGCCCAUUUUGCGGUUUUACCUUUUGUAACAGAAUUCUUAUUUUUCUUGUAUAGGUUUAAAAAUCUGCUCGAACGAAUGCUCGAAUGUGAAGGAAACUAUCCUUGUAAAUAAUUAUUCAAAGGAUCUCACAUAAAUAUAUUUUUUUAGAUUCUUUGAUAAUUAUAUUUCUAAGAGUGACUGGUUUUUAUAAACUCUUUUUGGCUUUUAUAAAAACAAAAUAUUGUGUGGUAAUAGUGCCAUUUUAUAUAGACAGAUAAUUUAUAAAUAAAAUGUUUUGUCUGUGUAUUCCGGUGCUCUGAUAUCACUCAUUUUUUGCGCAUCCAUAAAUAACAGAGUUUCAUUUACAAUACCAUUUAUCACUUAUAGUUUAAAAAACAUAUCUAGAUUUCACUUUGAUUGAACUCUUGUGUACAAUUAGUCAUUAUCAAUUUGUAAAACUCAUGUUACCCUAGCAAGUGGAUAAAGUGGGAUACUUUCUUUCCAAAUACGUAUUAUGUAUAGAUAGAAGAAAUGAAAACAAUUCAAUGUCAAAAUUGAUGACAUGUCAAUUAAAAAAUAUAUAAUAUAAAUAGUUCCUAAAAUCUGUAACUAUGCGCGAGUCACUCGACCUAACGUAUUUAUUUGUUCUGCUUCUGUCCAUUAACCUCUAGUAUCACAAUCUGACAAGGGUCACAAUAAAUGUAGGUAACCAAGUGCCGCGCCGCUGUCAUUACCAGACAUUACCUCUGACGAUUCCUACCGCCUAAAACAACAUAUUGAUUAUAACAAAAUCCUUCGCAAGCUUUUAAGAUGCUUGUCAGAUUGUAGUUUAAGCAACGGCACUUUUCAAUAAACUAUUAUAAGCCUAACACAGACUGAAGCGACGCUCAGCAACGUAUAAUACGAGCAUAAAAGUUGUUUUUAUCAAUUUAGUAGCUGUUGUCGCGUCUAGGGAGCAGUAGUGACCGCUACGCGACGUAUUUUGCGCUCGAUUAUUCGUUGCUAUGCAACUAUCUCAGUGUUCAGCUUGAGGCAUUCUAUUUGUGCCCAGUUCACGGAUUUGAUUGUGACGUACGAUAUGGCAACGCCAUUUGUGUCGUCUUAUCCAAUUUUUGACUUUGCUCAAUUUCGAUCGUUAUUUUAUUUAUGAAAACUAGUUUUUAUAAAUAAAAACAAAUGGUCUUAUUUUCAUUAAGUUGUAAAAUGUACCUGCUGUUCCUAUAGUAGAUAAAAUCUGAGCAAGCAUUACGUGCUUGGCUGCGGGUUACUUGCAAUGCAUGAGAAUAUAAUGACGGUCACACAUGCAGUGAAAACCGUAACUUAGUUCCUAAUAGUACUCGUUAUAUCAGACUCAACUCUUAGUGGGUAUAUCUAGUUAUAUUGGAAUGUUUUAGUAGUCGACAUAACGAGUGCGACUGAUAAGCAUCGUUGACCGUCGUUUGAUUUGUAAUUACGCUAAUCGUCACAUUUGGUUCAAUAUACAUAAUUAUAACGUUGAGCCGGAACGAACUCGGUAGGACAAUAUUUUAUGUCUCAAUAGUCCGAGUCUUCCGACUCGACACACGACUCGCCGUCGCGUGUCGAGUUUUGCGGAAAUAUUAUUUUGUAGAGUCUUAAGGUAUUCACUAGAAAACCUUCAGGGGAAGUACUGUUGUAAUUUAUACGGCCAAGGCAAGAAAUUAGGCAAAUACUUUUUUAUACUUGAAUCACAAUUUUUUUUUUAAAGAUUGGUUUUCCCAAUCUUUUAAAUAAUGAUGCAGGGAGUUGCAAUAAUUAGAUCAUUUAUUGGUAAGUUUUCCAGUGCACGUUGACGUUGGUAAAUGUUUUUUCGAGUUUGUUCGAGUCUCGAAAGAGAGAGGUGGGGCACCUCACCCCAAAAUAUAAAGGGUAUUUUUUACUAAUUAUAAUGGUAGCUAGGGUUUAUAUGAACGAAUGAGUUAUUUAUUGCGAACAUGAUUUUAUAUUAUGUAUUGAUGUUUGUAAAUUAUGCGUUUUAUUUUACUUUAAAAGCGUUGAUCUGCUUGAUUAUAUUUUAAAUAAUGCAUUUUAGUUUUGUACUCAAACAUAUAUUUAGUCAAGUACUUUAGAUUUGCCUGGGCCUAGAUAGACUUGGAAAAUCAAUUUUGUUUCGCUGGCUUUAAAAAAAUAACGCUUAUAAGAGAAAUACGUAUUGAAUGCAUACAGGUACUCCUGUAGUUAACUGCAUGUGUUCACUGCACGUUUGACUCGAUGGAUAUGGGGCCUGGGCAUUUCUACACAUUUAUAUCUACGAUACUUUAUCUACCAUGCUUUGGAAUCUUAAGGGCUUGUGAUAUUAGUACCUUGUUAUUUCAUAAUAUGUGAUUGUAAAGAAAUGAUGCUAUUGUAAAAUAAAGAGAAAUUUCCAAAAAUUAUAUCAGAACCUGAAAAUAAUAUACAUGAAGUGUUUUUUUAUUUCAAAAUGCUUUCAUGUUUGCAUUUUUCUAGGUUAUGAAUUUUUGAGAUUUUUUUUUGUUAUUGUGUAAUUAGACCAACCCUAGGUAGGCUUUACAACAUAUUAUUUUGUUAUGUUGGCAACAUUUUAUUGUUUUGCCUCAGAGAAGAGAUGCAUAAUUUAUGAAUUAUUGUGAAGACAGUCGUUUAGCCAGCUUUUAUUUAUCGUCCAUGCUAAGCGAUUGUUUAUAAAAAUAAUAUUUUAUAAAAGAACUGAUUAUAUUAUGUGAUUGUUAAGAUAAUGUAAUUUUUCUACGAGAAUUAUGACAGAUGGCAAUAUAUUAUUUUUUAAAUAUUAAUUAUUGUUUAAUUCA